Molecule: messenger RNA, 438 nt
Organism: Phyllotreta striolata
Lineage: Eukaryota; Metazoa; Arthropoda; Insecta; Coleoptera; Chrysomelidae
Source: the annotation of a GenBank genome assembly
AUGGGCAAUUGUUUCAGCAGCCCGAGCACGACCGAUAGGAUAGAACGGAACAAUCGGGGCCUAGGCGGCAGCUCGAUCGAAGAGAACGUCUUGCAGACGAACCCCAUUCCGACUCCGCCCUCGGAAGUGGCCAGGGCCCCCGUGGUGAACCCCGCGGAGCCCGAGCAGACCAGCGCGAGGAUCUUCGUCGCGUUGUACGACUACGAUGCCAGGACGGACGAGGACUUGAGUUUCAGGAAAGGCGAGCAUUUAGAGAUACUGAACGAUACUCAGGGUGACUGGUGGCUGGCCAGGAGCAAGAGGACGAGGCAGGAAGGGUACAUCCCCUCGAAUUAUGUAGCCAAAUUGAAGAGUAUCGAAGCUGAACCAUUCUCGGAAAUCCAGAUUCGAGAACGGGCGCCGGCGCCGCCAGCCAAAACGGGCGCCAGUACCGAUUGA